Molecule: messenger RNA, 480 nt
Organism: Rodentolepis nana
Lineage: Eukaryota; Metazoa; Platyhelminthes; Cestoda; Cyclophyllidea; Hymenolepididae
Source: the annotation of a GenBank genome assembly
AUGUUAUGGCGAAAGAAAAAUGCGCAGCAAGAUGCGGCAAGUACCAACAGCGCUCCUGCAAACGAUGGAGUUGCGGCAAAUAAUAACAAAAAGAAUAGUGUAAAAUCUUCAGAAAACAACAUAAUAUCAACCUUGACAGAUAGGAAGACGCCAAACGAAACUGAAAAAGACAAUAAUCUUGACACAAAGAAAGAUGAUCUGAAUCAUUUUCAAAUUCGUAAAUGGGAUGCUUGCGCUGUUUGGUCCUGGGACGUGAUCCACGAUACUUGUGUUAUCUGCCGUAAUGCAAUGAUGAGCCCCUGCAUCCAUUGUCAGGCGAAAGUCGGAAUUAAUACACCGGACGAGAUUUGUGCAGUUGCUUGGGGAAUUUGCAAUCACGCUUACCAUUUACAUUGCAUAAAUCGUUGGCUUGAGAGUAGUCCAAAUUCAAGAUGUCCUUUAGAUAAUAGCGAAUGGGAAUUUAGCAGGCAAGUGAAAUAA